Molecule: messenger RNA, 2513 nt
Organism: Anguilla anguilla (European eel)
Lineage: Eukaryota; Metazoa; Chordata; Actinopteri; Anguilliformes; Anguillidae
Gene: il13ra1
Product: interleukin 13 receptor, alpha 1
Exons: 10
Coding region: 294-1559 (421 amino acids)
Biological process (GO): cytokine-mediated signaling pathway
Cellular component (GO): external side of plasma membrane
Molecular function (GO): protein binding; cytokine receptor activity
Source: RefSeq, a predicted model, not a curated record
UGAAAGUGUUAAUAUAGCUAGCAACUAACCGCGAAGUAGGCUACUAGCGACAGCAGUCCUACGCCCUCCUCCUAAUCUGCUUUCCCAUCAUCCGUUUUCAGUUGCUCUAGUAAUUUGUCGGGACAACACGGAAAUUGUUCAUCUCGAGUUCUGAAGAUCAACGGCUUCUGGAAGACCGUCUUUAUGGCUUGUGUUCUUUUUAUUUACGAUUUUAUUUUUCGACCUUGGCCAUAAUAGAGUCACUGUGUCAUAAAGUCAAGAAAGAUUAUUUGAAAUUCCGAGGAUUGUACAAAAUGAACUCGGCGAUUAGCGCGGACCUCCUGUUCAAGGGAUUUUUCCUACUUACUUCUUGCUGGGCGGCUUUUGCUUCGGUGCCAAGCGAAACUGGCUCGCUCCCUCCGCCGAGUCACCUGACCGUGAACUUCAGCAGUGAUUUCUGCGUGAACUUGUGGUGGAGCCCGCCGGAGAAUUUGAGCGCCAGCGCACCUGCCGUUAAAUACUUAAUAACGGCAACUACGCAGGGUGGUACUUGGUGUACGCUGAAUACCUUCCUCCGGGAGUGCCGGGACACAGAGGACGGGGUGACGUACUCGGUUCGGGCCUAUCCCGGGAGCUGUGAGCGCGGGACCGGCAGCAGCGCGGCGGUCGUGACCGUCCCUCCGCGUACAGAAAAGCUGGUGAAAGAUUUCGGGUGCGUUUACUACACGUCCGGAGCCAUGAACUGCACCUGGCGCCCGACAGACGAGGCCAGAGACCUGCAGCUCUACUACUGGUAUGAGCCCAUGCCCCAGGCCUUGCACUGUGACCACUACCUGUACAGCGGGCGCGAUAAGACAGGCUGUCACCUCUAUGGAGACUUCCUCAAUUUCUCCAGUGUGAAGAACGAGAUCUUCUUCCUCCUCAAUGGAACACAGGGUUCGUUCAGGCGGAAGAACACCUUCAGAGUGGACCCAUAUCUCCACAUGAAGCCCUCCCCCCCGAACCUGAGCCUGAACCUCACCGUGGAGGGGCACAUGCUGCGGCUGCGUUGUGACCCCCCCGCUGGGUUUAAGGCCAGCUGCUGGGACUGCAAAUAUCGCUACAGGAGCAGCGGGUCCGCAGGCUGGCAGGAGAGGUACAAAACCGAGGACAAACCGGUGGACGUCCCAUACAACCGGCGCCUGCGGUACCAAGUGCAGGUGAAGGCCGUGUGCAAGGGCAUCUGCGGCACCGGGUCCAGCGAUUGGAGCGAAACGCAGUCCUUCGGUGAAGAGCAAUCCGAUUGGUCCUUUCACGUGGCCCUUGUCGCCAUUCCCGUCGUGGUCAUUGUUUGCGUCGUCUUGUUCCUGCUUUUCUUUAAGAGACUCCACGUCUGGAUCCUGCCCCAGAUCCCCGACCCAAUGACGUUGUUCAAAGAGCUGGUCAACAGCAAGGAGGCUGGAGGCUCACAUCUCACAGAGAAUGCCGCUAUGCCCCACAGCAAGAACCCGGAGAAGCAGAUGCUGUACGUGCCCGAGGAGCCGGAGCUUUGCGUGAACGUCCAGGUGGAGGAGCCCGACCUCGCCGUGACCUCGCCGUGACCCCCGCCGUGACCCUGUGACCCCCGCCCUCUGUCCCCCCCCUGCCGCUGGCGGACUGGCGAGGGAGAAGAGCGGAUUCUUCAUCGUCUCGUUUAAGAAAACGCGCUCAGGGAGAAACGCGCCCGCGUCCCUUCUGUGCGCCGCGCGAACGUGUGAACGUCGGGCCCCGUAAAGACCGCUCCUGCACCCCUGCCACCACCCCCCCCCCCAACCCCCGGAGACCCCGGUGCCUUCUGGGCACGCAAGGAAACAAAUCCCUUCCUGUGUUUUUUCCUUUUCAUCUGUAACAGCUUGCAGCCAGUGUCCUCUGUAGGCUUCUGCACGCCCGACUGACUCAGUAGAGGGAAAGGAUUCCCGUAAGAACUCCUGCGCACCGAUUGGCCGCCACGUUGCGGCUGGAAUGGGAUGUUUUCUGGGCGCUGGAGGACAUUUUGUUUGGCGGAGCGGGGGAAAUGCCAAAGCCAAAGCCAAAGCCAAACUCCCAUCUGGGGAAACCAGAAGGCAACUCGUCCGGCCAGAUGCAGCACGAACGUUCCCAGAUCGCCGCGAUCGCAGGAGGUUUGCCGACUUUUGGAGGGAACUGACAGAAGGCUCCACUUUUUCUGUCUCCAGUGAUAAAGUUUUUUUUAUCAUCCUCGUGUGUUGCCCCCCGGCGAUUGUUGCUAUCCAUUUUACCAUGCCAAUGAUGCUGCACUUUCAUGCCAGUGACCGUGGGGUCCAAAUAUAAAGGGCACAGUGCAUUAAAAGGUGUUUUUACAUGGCUUGACCUUUCAUCGCUCCUCUUGAACUUGUUCACCUGUCUCAGUCUUCUCUUCGAACCCUGGCUGUUCCAGGCUGAGUGACUUUCGGAAAUUUAACUGCAGACUAUGAAAAUGCACUUGUGUAAAUGUGUUUAUACUGUUUACUGUAUGUUAUGUUACUGUACAAUAAAAAAUUGUGUGGUGUCGGUUUAAA